ACCACCGGGACCAACGGAGAGGGAGAGGGGGAGAGGGGAACUGGGCAGGACGAAGCUGCCGCCGCCAUGGAUCGGGAGCUGGAGGAGGCGAACUGCAAGUUCGCGUGGCUCAAGCUCGCCUGCGCGGAGGACGAGCUCGACUCCUGCGCUACCCUGCUCUCGGAGCUCAAGGUUCUCCUCACAAAGUUUCCUAGCAUGCCACCAUCAUUUGAGAGGACACCUAAUGCAGUUGCGGAGCUGAGACUCGCAAGGGCCAUAUACGAGUUUGCUGUUAUCUUCAGCAUCAAAGUUAAGGACCAAGAUGCAUUUGAGAGGAACUUCUUCCAACUAAAAGUUUUCUACAUGGAUACAAGAGGCAUACUCCCACCAUCACCAGAAGAAUAUCGAAUUUUGGGGCUUAAUCUUAUGAGGCUGUUGGCUGAGAACAGAGUAGCUGAAUUCCACACUGAGCUGGAACUUCUGCCCCCGAGAGCCCUAGACCAUCCUUGCAUCAAAUAUGCAGUGGAGCUUGAGCAAUCCUUUAUGGAAGGUACCUACAACCGAUUAACUGAUGGUCGACAAGCUGUGCCACAUGAGACAUACCUCUACUUCAUGGACCUUCUUGCUGAAACUGUUAGAGAUGAGAUAGCUGAUUGCAGUGGUCAGGCAUACGAUCACUUGCCAGUGGAUGAUACCAGAAAAAUGCUGAUGUUUUCCUCUGAGCAAAAGCUUCUGGAGUACAUAUCAGAGAUACAACAUGAAUGGGAGGUUCAGAAUCAUUCGGUCCUUUUCCACAUGGCGAAGGUCCAACCCCGUGUCGGCAUACAAGCGCAUCAGAUGAUCAAGCGAUCUCUUUGCUACGCACGGGAGCUCGAGCGGAUCGUGUAAUCUGCGAAACACUGUGGAUGUUGUCCGAUGAGCGGAUGGUAUAACUUGCAAAGCGAGGUGGAUUUUGUCCCAUGUAGGUAGUCCGUGAUAAUAGUAUUUUGUCCCACGGAACGAUCGGUCUAGAUGAUAUAUAGUCAUGUCUCGUGAUAUGCGUUCUCCUUGCCGAAAUGGUGGAAUUUCUGUUAAAAACAUUGGAGGGGGACUGGUUGACGAUGCUAAAAACGAUGAGAUAUGUUCAGUUCCAGUAUGAUGCUCCCCUGCUGUGAAAUUCAUUCAAGUUCAGUUCAGUUGGAUAUGUUCAGUUCCAGUAUGA
Molecule: messenger RNA, 1180 nt
Organism: Triticum dicoccoides
Lineage: Eukaryota; Viridiplantae; Streptophyta; Magnoliopsida; Poales; Poaceae
Product: 26S proteasome non-ATPase regulatory subunit 8 homolog A-like
Exons: 6
Coding region: 67-867 (266 amino acids)
Biological process (GO): proteasome-mediated ubiquitin-dependent protein catabolic process
Cellular component (GO): proteasome regulatory particle, lid subcomplex; proteasome regulatory particle; cytosol
Source: RefSeq, a predicted model, not a curated record